AUGACAAGCCAAUAUGUUCAUUAUAUUGUUACACCUAAUCAAGGUCAAAGCAACUUCUGGUGUACUUUUGUGUAUGGCUUUAAUGAUAGCCAAAGUAGGAUUGAGCUGUGGGCAGGACUAAAAGAUAUUGCUGGGAAAUGUCAGGGGCCAUGGGUGGUUCUAGGGGACUUUAAUGCCAUAUCCAGUGUUGAUGAUAGGCUGGGAAGCCCUGUAAGGCUGUCUGAAAUAGGCCCUAUGGUAGAGUGUAUGAGUGUGUGUGAACUAAUGGAUAUUAAGGCCAAUGCUGAAGCUACUUUCCUUCUAGAAGGCAACUUUGACCAUACACCAGCACUCCUUUAUGUGUACCCUGAUGUUCAAACGAAAAAACCAUUCAAAUUCUGUAAUGCUUGGUGCUCUUACCCUGAGCUGUUAGAUGUGGUGAGAAUGGAAUGGAGUAAAGUGAUUCAUGGCUAUCCAAUGUACAGAGUAGUGGCGAAGCUGAAGAAUAUAAGAGUUAGACUGCAGAGAUUGAAGAAGUCAAUGUUUGGGGAUACAGAAAAGGAGGAAAUAACAGCUAGAGAAGGAUUAGUUGACGCUCAAAAUGAGCUACACUCAGAUCCAAGUAAUGAUGAAUUGAAGAACAAGGAUAAAUUGGCUAGAGAGAGAUAUACAAAUGCAAAAAAGAAUGUUUAUUCUAUGUUGCAACAGAAGGAAAAAUUGAAGUGGUUAAAAUGUGGGGAUGAAAACACCAAGACAUUUUAUCAAGCCAUAAAAGCCAGGAGAAUGCAAAACAGGAUCCAUGCUGUGCAUAAACAAGAUGGGGAAUGGGUUAACAUUGUAGAAGGGGUGAAUAGAGCUUUUUCAAACUUCUACCAGAGUCUCUUUGCUGAAAAGAAGCAACAACAACCAACACUAAACACUCUGAUGGAGAGGGGCAAGAUGUUAAGUGAGCAUCAUUUGAGAAUCGUGAAUGCUCAAUACACCAGAGAGGAUGUUAGGAGGGUUAUCUUCAGCAUACCUGAUGAGAAAGCCCCAGGGGCUGAUGGUUUUAAUAGCUGUUUCUUCAAGUUCAUCUGGGAUGUGAUAGGAGAGGAGGUAACUGAAGCCAUACUUGACUUUUUCAAGACAGGAAAAUUACUCAAGGAUUUAAUGCAAAUGUAUAAUAGGAAAUCAUCUAGAGCUUGCUGUAUGAUGAAGCUAGACCUGAAAAAAACAUAUGACACCAUCAACUGGCAGUUUAUCCAGCAGAUGCUAGAAGGUGUGGGAUUUCCUAAUUGGUUUAGACAGCAGAUUAUGACCUGCAUCACGACUCCCAAGUUUUCCAUCAUGGUUAAUGGGUCUCUUGUUGGAUUUUUUGGGGCUCAACGUGGUUUGAGACAAGGAGAUCCAAUGUCUCCCCUAUCAUUUGCACUAGGAAUGGAUUACCUUGACAGAGUUUUGAAGUUUGUGGGGGAUCAGGAAGGUUUUAAAUUCCAUGUGAAAUGCAAAGACAUGAAAAUGUCUCACUUAUGCUUUGCAGAUGACCUGUUACUCUUUUGUAAAGGAGAGUUUAGGUCCAUUUAUACAAUUGUACAAGGAUUUGAGAUGUUUUCUCAUGCUUCUGGACUGGAGGUCAAUAAGACUAAGUCAGAAGUAUACUAUGCAGGGAUGAGCAACAAUGAGAUCCAUAGGGUCACUGAUGUCAGUGGUUUCCAAGUGGGUAAGCUACCUUUCAGAUACUUAGGGGUUCCCAUAUCCACCACUAAGUUGAAAGCUAAAGAUUGCCAGGUCAUGAUUGAAAAGAUGACAGGUAGAAUAAGGCUCUGGAGUACUAGACAUUUGUCUUUGGCAGCAAGAAGCUAA
This is a messenger RNA of Beta vulgaris subsp. vulgaris (sugar beet), 1821 nucleotides long. RefSeq lists its product as uncharacterized. The coding region runs from base 1 to 1821 and encodes 606 amino acids. The record is from RefSeq and is a predicted model, not a curated record. Lineage: Eukaryota; Viridiplantae; Streptophyta; Magnoliopsida; Caryophyllales; Amaranthaceae. The transcript has 3 exons.